AUGGCUGCACCUGCAUUCCGCCUCCUCCUCCUCCUCGCUGUCGCCGGAGCAGUUGCUGGUGCCGAAUACGACCUACCACCAGCCGUUGUCGUGAUGAACUUCACAGAGUUCGGCCCCGUCGUCGAUGACAUGAUCUCCGUGGGCGUGGAGACUCACGACCUCUCCAUCGGCGGCUUCACCAACGGGCGCGGCCACUGGCAGUCCUUCCCAGGCCACGACCACCUGUUCCCGGCCUCCACGCCCCUCCCGUUCGGCAACAGCUACGAGGAGCUCAUCGGCGGCCUGGCGAACCUGCCGGACCUGCCGCUGGGGCGGGAGGCCAUGCAGCAGGCCGCCAGGGUGCUCUCCGCCUACGACCCGGCCACCACCACAGACCACCAGCCACUGAAGCGGGCGCUGGCGUCGCUGAAGGUGAUGCUAUCCGAGGCCGGCCGGCUGCAGCCCAUCAGCGAGAGCGUCGCCAGGGGAUGGGAGACCGAGUCCCGCGUCGCCCCGGAGCACCUGCCCUACAUCGAGCACUGGGACACCAUGUCCUACGAGAUCAUCCGCGCCAACCGGACGGGCAAGUGGGGCGGGCCCUUCACCGGCAUGCUGGAGAAGAGCGCCAACAUCCGCAGCAUGGACGAGGCGCUCGCCGUGGUCAAGGUGCUGCUCAACCCCAGCUUCGAGCAAGUGCUCAUGGCUCACGCCACCAUCAUCAACCUGGAGUAA
Molecule: messenger RNA, 711 nt
Organism: Lolium rigidum
Lineage: Eukaryota; Viridiplantae; Streptophyta; Magnoliopsida; Poales; Poaceae
Product: protein synthesis inhibitor II-like
Exons: 1
Coding region: 1-711 (236 amino acids)
Biological process (GO): negative regulation of translation
Molecular function (GO): rRNA N-glycosylase activity
Source: RefSeq, a predicted model, not a curated record